GAGCGGUGCUGCAGCGAAUCAGUUGGCCUCCUCCACUCAUCCCGGAGCAGGCGCCCCAACCGCCCAGUCCAACUCGCCCGGUCUCCGUCGCCGUCCGCCGUGGAGCCACUCAGUGCGUGAAGCCCGCUGUCCGCCGGGACAGGUGCCCGUCGUCGACCCCUGUCGAGUCCACUCCACUGCACUGCGAGCCCAGCCAUGGCCGGACCCAGCCCCGUGUGGGCCGCGCUGUGCGUCCUGGCGUGCUUCCCCACGAGCAGGGCCUUCUUCAACACAGAUGCCACUUCAGAUUGCCCGGAAGGCACUUUCAUGUGUCUGGAUGGUGACUGCAUACGGAAUUCCAAGCACUGCGAUGGUGUCAAAGACUGUCGAGAUGGCAAUGAUGAGUGGGAUUGUGAUUUCGUGAAGUGUCAGGCACCUAUGUAUUUCCGAUGCAAGGACUCUGGGAAAUGUAUCAGUGCUUCUUUUGUCUGUGAUGAAGAGAACGACUGCGGAGACUGGUCAGAUGAACACGAUUGUCACCUGUUUAAGCCACCUGUAUCAGAUGCUAAGUGUUCUUCGAAAGAAUUUCAAUGCCUCGACAAGUUGUGCAUUCCAAGCGACAUGGUCUGUGAUGGAGAAGUUGAUUGUCUUGAUGGAAGUGAUGAGACCCUUGGCUGCUCUUCUAAGAUUUCAUGUGAUGAUGGCUUCAUGUGCAAGAAUCACCAUUGUAUUCCUUCGGAAUUCAAGUGCGAUGGCUCCAAUGACUGUACGGAUGGCAGUGAUGAAGAGGAUUGCAAAAUGAUUACCCACAAUGUGCCUAUUGAUGAGUGUGUUCCUGAGAAAUUGCUGUUCGCCUGCAAGGAUCGAGUUGGUUGUUUGGACAUCCAUCAAGUUUGUGACAACACCUCACACUGUCUGGAUGAUUCUGAUGAAGGAAACCGAUGCUCAGAAUCGUGUGAGAACUGCACUCAUCAGUGUUACAAGACACCAAGUGGUCCAGUCUGCAUUUGUCCCAAGGGUACUCGGCUGGAAAAUGGAGCAUGUGUUGAAUAUGAUGAAUGCACAACCUACGGUAUCUGCGAUCAGAAAUGCCGCAAGCAGCCUAGUGGUUACCAAUGCUACUGUGAUCCUGGUUAUUCUCUUCAGAAAGAUGGCCAUUCCUGCAAAGCUGAUGGAGGUGAAGCACUUAUGGUAUUCUCUGCUGGAAGUCAAAUACGUGGCUACUACAUCACCUCUCAGAAUCUCUUCAGGAUAGCCAGUAAGCUAGGCCAAGUUGCUGGAAUUGGGUAUGACGGCUUCCACAUUUACUGGACGAAUGUUAUGCAAGGGGAUGAAGCAAUCAUGAGGUCAAAUGAAGAUGGUUCUGAGCAAGAAGUUUUAGUCAGUGCUGGUCUUGGCCUUCCUGAGGACCUGGCUGUGGAUUGGAUUACCCAGAAUGUCUACUUCUCAGACUCUCAGAAGAAACACAUUGGUGUGUGCAAUACUGAUGGUUCUUCUUGCACUGUACUCGUUAAUGAGGAUAUUGAUCAACCAAGAAGCUUAGCUCUUUUACCGUCUCAGAGAACUAUGUUCUGGUCUGAUUGGGGAGACAAACCGAUGAUUGCUACCUCCGGCAUGGAUGGUUCAGAUCCGAAGGUCUUAGUUUCUUCUGACAUUCGCUGGCCAAACGGUCUUGCCCUAGAUUUCCACAAUGAACGUCUUUACUGGGUUGAUGCCAAACGUCAGAAGAUUGAGACAGUGAAACUUGAUGGUUCGGAUCGUCGGGUCAUUUUGGAGAAAGUUUUGAAGCAUCCAUUCGACAUUGCAGUGUUCGAAGGUUCUCUUUACUGGAGUGACUGGGAAGGAAGACAGAUCCAGGCAUGUGAUAAGUUCACUGGUAAAAAUCAUCGUGUUUUAAUCAGAGAGCGCAAGAACAAAGUUUACGGAGUUCACAUUUUCCAUUCUUCAAUGCAACACAGAAAUAUUACAAACCCAUGUGUUGAUGCUGGAUGCUCUGAUCUUUGUGUUCUCUCUCCAAAUUCUUUGGGGUAUUCCUGUGCCUGCCCUCAAGACCGGGAACUUGGAGCCGACAAGCACAAAUGCCAUGACUUGGACAAACGUCAGUCUGUUAUUGUUGGAGCUGCUCACAACUUGUACCAGGUGGAGACCAGAGUCUUGGGCAAACUCUCUGUAACUACCAUCCCACUCAGGGCUAUUCACAAGAUGGGAGCUCUGGCUUACAAUUCAUUGACAGGUUCGGUUAUCAUUUAUGACUUGGUUCAGAAGAAAAUCUACUCCUACAACUUGAAAUCAGCUCGCAUUGAUCUCUUGGUUGGUGGUGCCAUUGGUGUAGUAUCUGGCAUGGAUUUUGACUACCUUGGCAACACACUUUACUGGUGUGACGUAGAGAAGAACACCGUGGAAGUACUUUCUCUUGUGACCAAUGAGCGUGCUGUGCUUCUGCGAGACCUUGGCAGUGAGGUUCCCUUGGAUGUUGCUCUGGUGCCUGCAUCGGGAGUCAUGUUUGUGGCCUUUUCAAGUGACAGUGGCGUGCACAUCGACCGCUUCAACAUGGACGGAACCGGGCGCACCCACGUGAUUGAAGCUGGAGUUGAAGGCCCUCACGUCUCCCUCUGGUAUGACCAUGAGCUGGAUCGCAUUUUCUGGACGGACAAUGGUCUUGGCAUGAUUGACAGCACUUCAGUUGAGGGAACAGACAGACAUGCCUUCAGAGGUUUGGCUACAAGUGUCAAUGAUGUUACUUCUAUCAGUACUGAUGUCUUCUGGGUUGAUCGUCAUUCUGGACUCCUGCAUUGGGCCGACAAGUAUGAUGGAUAUGCCCAUGAGAAGAAAUACGAUCUGGGUAUCACGGAAGGUCUUGAUGCUGUUAAUUUGGUUGGUGUUAGAGGUGUUCUCUCUGCACCUGGUCAUCCCUGCCAAGAAGACAAUGGAGGAUGUUCUCACCUUUGCCUUUUGCUAGGCAAGAGCCGUGUCUGUGCCUGCCCUGAUGGUAUGAUUUUGAAGCAUGAGAACCACACUUGUGUUGUUCCACUCCACUGUACUUCAUCUCAGUUCAAGUGCAAAUCUGAUGACCUGUGCAUUCCAAAGUCUUCAAGAUGCAAUGGCAAACAGGAAUGUCCCAGCGGUGAAGAUGAGCAAGGCUGCAAGCCCACUUGUCACUAUGGUCAAUUUGCUUGUGAUAAUGGCCAAUGUAUUGAUGAAUCUUUGAAGUGUGACUCCAACUAUGAUUGUACUGACAAGUCUGACGAGCUCAACUGUCACAUGGUGGAGUGCGACCCAGACACUCAAUUCACUUGUGAAUCUGGCCAGUGCAUCAGCUUGCAGUGGCGAUGCAACUUUGCUGCCGACUGUCAUGAUGGUUCUGAUGAAGCCAACUGUGAAGAAUCUACUUGUGAGCGUGGGAAGAUGUUCCGCUGUAAAUCUGGUGCUUGUGUUCCUGCCACUUGGGAGUGUGAUCAUGAAAUUGACUGUGCUGAUGGCUCUGAUGAACAUGACAAGUGUGCUCCUCCACCCUGUGAUUCUCCACGAUUCCAGUGCACCAACCAAGUUUGCAUUGAUGAGCGCCUGAAAUGCGAUGGUCAUGACAAUUGUGGAGAUGGAUCUGAUGAGAGUGGCUGUUCCUAUGUGCCAACAGACAAGGAGAGUAAGCCAGAUACGGAGAAAGCCGACAAACCCCUUAGCUGCACCAAUGAAGAAUUCAAAUGCGAGAAGGAACCAAUGUGUCUGCCAUCUUCAGCCCGCUGCAAUGGAACUGCCGAGUGUGUUGGUGGAGAAGACGAGAUGGACUGCCAAGGUUGUGCUGGCCAUGAAUUCCAGUGCCACAAUGGACAUUGCAUUCCCACUGCCUGGCUCUGCGACAAGUACAACGACUGUGGGGACAACUCCGAUGAAGAACUCAAGGAGUGCAAGGCUUCGCUGAAGCCUAGCAGAGUAUUUGAAGCAUCUAAGAAAUGUACCACCUUCCAGUGCCCCACCGGUGAAUGUCUCCCCUGGAGUAUGGUUUGCAACAUUCAUGAAGAUUGUCCUGACGCUUCGGAUGAAGGUGGACGUUGUAUAACUGCCUGCUCAGCCGGACACCCUUGCCAGGGUACUUGUGUGCGCACUCCUCAUGGACCUUACUGCUCAUGCAAUGCUGGGUAUGAGUUGAAGGGAGAUGGCCGCACUUGCCAGGAUAUCAACGAGUGUGAGGAUGAUCCAUGUGCUCAGCUUUGCGAGAACACAGAUGGCAGCUUUUCUUGCAGCUGUGGCUCAGAAUUUAUUUUGAGAGCUGACAAACUUUCUUGUAAAGCUACUGGUCCUCCAAUGGAAUUUAUUUUCUCAACUGGAGAACAAGUUCGCAAAGCCUCUGCCAAGUUAAAUGCUUUCCACAUUGUAGCCGAAAAUUCUGGACUUGAAAUUUCUGGGUUGGAUGUAGAUGCCAGAGCACAGCAUGUUUAUUGGACAACAGAGGCUAAUGGAAUCCUGCAUAGGAUGUCUCUUGGUACUGGAAUGCUGUCUCAUGUAAGAGGUCUGGGUGUGCCUACUAAAUUGGCUGUCGACUGGCUUUCCAAGAAUGUCUAUUACACCAACAUGGCUGAGAGGGGAUCAGUAAAUGUUUGCAACCUAGAGAAGCAGCGUUGUGCCAGACUUGUGAAAGAAGAGGAAGGAGCCUACACUGGUGCUAUUGCUGUGGAUCCCAAAUCUAGCUUGCUGUUCUGGAGCCGUGUGCACCCUGGAGAUGGCAGUGCACCUGUUAGUCAGCUGAUGGUGUCUGAUCUCUCAGGCCAGAAUCAGACUCUUUUGGCCAGUGCUGACCUGAUCUCAGGUAUUGCUCUUGAUUUAAUUAAGAGGCAAGCCUACUGGUCUGACCAGCAUUUGGGUCUUGUUGAGAGAGUAGACUAUUCAGGUGACAACAGAGUGAUGAUCCGAAAUGAUGAUGUUCAUCAUCCAAUUGGUUUGAACUUAUUUGAGGAUAUCCUCUUCUGGAUCAAUGGUGGUACUGGUUCUUUAACUAAAUGCAGAAUGUAUGGCAAGCCUCAGAACUGUGAACGUGUCACCCUCAGCCAUACUGAUGUCAAGAACUUUGCUCUUCUGCAAUCAACACGCCAAACCACUGGUGAUGAUGUUUGUGCCACACUUAAUUGCACUCACAUGUGCGUGCUGAGUCUUCGGGGCCCCAAAUGCAUCUGCGAGGAUGGUUCCAUUAUCAAGCCAGGCAAAUCCUGCUCGACAGAACGGGAAGCGGAAGAAGUUUCAGUAGACAAGCCUUCUUUCCACAUGGUGGUUGAGACUGCUGAGGCUUAUGGUAAAGCCCAUAGUGCUAGUUCUGUGGUUGGACCGAUCAUUGGAGUGAUGAUUGUUAUCGGUGCUGCCUUUGCCUUCCUGGCCUACAAGAGGCGGUCUUCCCCUGGCAUCAACUGGCCCAACCUCCCUCUUGGAUUGAACAUUGGCAAGCUGGGUGGAGGCGGAGGAUCAAAUGUUACAUUCGACAACCAAGCAUUUGGAAUGGCGUCUUCGCGGCAAGACCCCUUCGAACCUACAGUGAAGCCAGGCAACCACGAGUAUGAAAACCCUACAAUGGAUGGGCGCCUCUCUAUGUCAAGGAGUGCCCAGAGCUGGUCUGCACCGAAGAAAGUUGUUCCAGUGGACAAGAUGCAGCUUGAAGAUGAUGACUCUGAUGCAGAGUACAUGGAUGGCGAAUACGAUCAAGCUAGAUUGAUCCCAUGAAUUUCUUAAUCGUUUAAUUGUUUAAAUAUUUUAUUAGAUCGUUGUACAUUUUAAAGUCUAUAUUUUAAUCAGUUAUGUUUAAUAAAUGUUGCCAUGUUUCUUA
Molecule: messenger RNA, 5788 nt
Organism: Thrips palmi
Lineage: Eukaryota; Metazoa; Arthropoda; Insecta; Thysanoptera; Thripidae
Gene: yl
Product: vitellogenin receptor
Exons: 21
Coding region: 196-5685 (1829 amino acids)
Molecular function (GO): calcium ion binding; protein binding
Source: RefSeq, a predicted model, not a curated record